GGCUACUGGCCAGGCGAUGGCAGAGGCCCUGCUGGUCAACUGCGUGCUGACGUCGCUGUCGCUGUGUGGCCAGGAGCUGGACGACGAGGCGCAUUGGCGGGCGCUUUGAAGCGGAACACCGCGCUGAAGACGCUGCUUGUGCAAUUCGGGCACGGCCUCGGGUUCGUGGACUCGCUGGCGGCCGCCCUGCGGAGCAACGCCGCCGUGGAGUCCGUGGAGCUCCUGGCCCGCGACCGCGGCAGCCUGUUUAUGGAGGCCGCGGGGGUGAGGCUGAUGAAGGGGCUCGAGGCGAACUCCAGGCUGAGGAAGCUGUGCGUGGACGGCCUGCCCCUCAAGGAGCGGGGGGCAGCCGCCCUCGGGCGCAUGCUGGGCACGAACGGCACGCUGCGGUCGAUCCGCAUCCACGGCCUCGACGCGGAAGUUCGCGCUGGGGAGGUCCUCGCUGGCGCCCUGAGGGUCAACACCUCCCUGCGCGUCCUAAAGCUCGAGGAUGUGGCCAGCGGCUACGGUGCGCUCGGUGUCGCGCUCGCGGAGGCCCUGCGGGGCAACCGCGCCCUGGAGACGCUGCGCCUCAGCUGCGCCGAGACCCGCGGCGCCGAGGAGGCGUGCGUGCGGCGGGCGUUCGAGCGCGCCCUGGAGGCGAACACGACGCUCAAGUCGCUAGCCCUCCCCGGCAGGGACUCGGACGGACGGCUCGCUGCCUCCGUGGAGCGCAACCGCGCGCUGCCACGUCACCGGUGGCACCUGCGGUUGGUGGCGCGGCACAGCUCGGACGCCGCCGUGCGCGCGGCCGUGGAGGCGAUGUCCGAGUCGGGUUUCUGCCUGUCCGUGUUCGCCUUCUUCGUGCCCCGUGCGGCGGCUGACGGCGGCCGGUGA
This is a messenger RNA of Prorocentrum cordatum, 876 nucleotides long. The record is from the annotation of a GenBank genome assembly. NCBI's taxonomy places the organism in Eukaryota, Dinophyceae, Prorocentrales, Prorocentraceae.